UUGUGUCAUGUCAGAACACAUCACAAUAUUUACCUCUUCCAGCUCACACCAUGGUGGCUGAAGGUUGCGUAUCUGGAAUCGCGCGCACCCCUCCCUAUUAAUACAUCUCCUGGCUUGAUGUUCCCUCUGUUUCCGAACACUGGUAAAGACACCCAGAUAGAUCAUGCCGCAAAAAUCACCCAGGCCGCUGUGGAGUUCUACUUGAAAAUAAUCAGAAACGAAAUUCCGCAGGAUAUGGCUGGCAAGACGCCGUUUGACAUGAGCCAAUACAUGUUCAUGUAUGGGACCACUCGCAUUCCUCGAAAAGGUUGUGAUGAGCUCCGAUACGGAUACGCCAAUGAAAAUCAGCCCAAGCAUAUCGCCGUUAUUCACAAUGGACAUGUAAGUCUUUCGCUAAUGUCUCAGAAAGGAAGUAAAUAG
Cooperia oncophora is the source of this 420-nucleotide messenger RNA. Lineage: Eukaryota; Metazoa; Nematoda; Chromadorea; Rhabditida; Trichostrongylidae. The record is from the annotation of a GenBank genome assembly.